This is a messenger RNA of Raphanus sativus (radish), 2562 nucleotides long. RefSeq names its product auxin response factor 1. Gene Ontology annotation, biological process: regulation of DNA-templated transcription; response to hormone. The record is from RefSeq and is a predicted model, not a curated record. Gene Ontology annotation, cellular component: nucleus. The coding region runs from base 328 to 2325 and encodes 665 amino acids. The transcript has 15 exons. Gene Ontology annotation, molecular function: DNA binding; protein binding. Lineage: Eukaryota; Viridiplantae; Streptophyta; Magnoliopsida; Brassicales; Brassicaceae.
UGUUGGGUCUGCUUGUUGUUUAGUAAAUGUUGGGAAAGGAGGAGGCUUUCGAAGAUCCAUAGUCAGAUUUUGGGUUUUUGUUUCUCGAUUGAACCUGGUGUCAAUACUCAAUCUAGAUCAAGAAUCGACACUUUGUUUCACAUCCCAAAUUCAACUGUUUCCUUUGAUAUAUCGUUUACCCAUUUGCUUUCUUUGUGUCUCCCCGGCAGAUUUUAUUGUAUCUAAUAAUUGAGUUGAAAUAUUUGCCAUGAUUUAUAGUAGUAGUACACUGAAGUUAACAUUGAGAGUUUUGUCUUGCCAAGUAUGAAGUGAACUUGUCAAAAUUAAAUGGAUUCUCAAAUGGCAGCUAGCAAUCAUCCAUCUGAAAAACCUGGAGGGGCUGUAAGUGAUGCUUUAUGUAGGGAGCUAUGGCAUGCUUGUGCUGGACCUCUUGUAACCCUGCCUCGUGAAGGGGAACGUGUUUAUUAUUUCCCUGAAGGUCACAUGGAGCAGCUCGAAGCAUCAAUGCAUCAAGGUUUGGAGCAACAGAUGCCUUCUUUUAAUCUCCCAUCUAAAAUUCUGUGUAAAGUGAUCAAUAUCCAGCGCAGGGCAGAGUCAGAGACUGACGAAGUAUAUGCGCAAAUAACCUUAUUGCCAGAAGCGGAUCAAAGUGAACCUAUGAGUCCGGAUGCCCCUGUUCAAGAACCUGAAAAGUGCACAGUACAUUCAUUUUGCAAGACACUAACUGCUUCGGACACAAGCACACAUGGUGGAUUUUCUGUGCUAAGGAGACACGCAGAUGAGUGUCUUCCACCCUUGGAUAUGUCCCAACAACCACCAUGGCAAGAACUGGUUGCAACUGAUUUGCACAAUAAUGAAUGGCAUUUUAGGCACAUUUUCCGAGGCCAACCAAGGCGCCAUUUGCUAACAACUGGGUGGAGUGUUUUUGUUAGCUCGAAGAAACUAGUUGCUGGCGAUGCUUUCAUAUUCCUAAGGGGUGAGAAUGAAGAGCUCCGAGUUGGUGUUAGGCGGCACAUGAGACAACAGACUAAUAUCCCGUCCUCUGUCAUUUCAAGUCAUAGCAUGCAUAUUGGGGUCCUUGCAACUGCCGCUCAUGCCAUUACAACAGGAACAAUCUUUUCCGUCUUCUACAAGCCAAGAACAAGUAGGUCAGAGUUUAUUGUGAGCGUCAAUAGGUAUCUAGAAGCUAAGAACCAGAAGCUGUCUGUAGGCAUGCGUUUCAAGAUGAGAUUUGAGGGUGAAGAAGCUCCCGAGAAAAGGUUCAGUGGCACAAUAGUUGGUGUUCAGGAAAACAAGUCUUUGGUCUGGCAUGAUUCUGAAUGGAGAUCGCUCAAGGUUCAAUGGGACGAGCCUUCAUCUGUAUUUCGUCCUGAAAGAGUUUCACCAUGGGAACUUGAGCCCCUAGUUGCAAAUAGUACGCCUUCUUCGCAUCCUCCUCCGCAAAGGAACAAACGACCAAGACCUCCUGGUUUGCUUUCACCAACCACUGCUCCAUCUACUCCUGUUACUGCAGAUGGUGUGUGGAAAUCCCCGGCAGACAAUCCUUCCUCGGUGCCAUUGUUCUCUCCUUCUGCCAAGACGGCUACUUUUGAUAAUGGCGGGAACAAAUCAUUUGGAGUAUCCAUUGGAUCAGCCUUUUGGACCACCCAUACGGAUGAUGCAGCUGAAUCCUUUGCUUCAGCUGUGAACAAUGAGUCUCCUACUGAAAAGAAGCAAACUAAUGGAAAUGUCUGCAGGCUUUUUGGGUUUGAGCUGGUUGAAAAUGUUAAUGUGGACGAAUGUUUCUCUGCUGCCUCUGCGUCCGGUGCUGUCUCUGUAGAUCAAUCUGUCCCUUCCAAUGAGUUUGACUCCGGUCGGCAAUCUGAGCCACUAAAUGUCAACCAACCUAACAUUCCUUUGGGUAGUGGUGAUCCUGAAAAAUCCUCUCCGAGGUCUCCUCAAGAAUCGCAAAUUAGGCAGAUACGUAGCUGCACAAAGGUUCACAUGCAAGGAAGUGCAGUAGGCAGAGCGGUUGAUUUGACUAGGUUAGAGUGUUACAAAGACUUGUUCAAGAAGCUGGAAGAGAUGUUCGACAUUAAUGGUGAACUCUUACAAUCUACAAAAAAAUGGCAAGUUGUUUACGCCGAUGAUGAAGAUGACAUGAUGAUGGUUGGUGAUGAUCCGUGGAAUGAGUUCUGUGGAAUGGUGAAAAAGAUAUUUAUCUACACACCUGAGGAAGUGAAGAAACUUUCACCGAAGAACAAACUCACUGUUAAUGUUAGGAUGCAGUCCAAAACUGAUGCAGAAGAAAAUGGGAACACAGAGGGCAGGUCAUCACUGUGUUAAUGCCUAGGAAAAAAAAAAUGAAAAAAGCAGAAAGUAUUGCAAGACAGUUGAGAAAAGAGAUGACUGUGUAUAGCACCCAAGUUUUAUUGUCUUCAGGUCUUAUGAAGUCACGUAUGGUAAGCGUUUUGGGUAUUGAGUAGCUUUGUAAGGAAAGUUUGCGUUUAAGAUUUAUCUCUUGUUCUACAUCAAACCAAUGGCCAAAAAUAAAAUUAUGAAAUAAAAAAAAGUUUCCUUGUG